AUGUCACAAUCAGUAGGAUACAGUUCUACACCACCUUCUUCGUCAUCUAGAUUCUCACAACCAUCCGUUUCUUCAUUAUCUUCACCACCCACAUCAUUAUAUUCCAAUCCACAACAUCCAUCAAGUAGUAGCAGUUCAAGUAUAAAUACUAUCAAUAAUGCUAAUAGCAAUCCGAAUAGAAGAGAAUCAGUCAGAUCAAGUAUACAACCUUCUUCAUUACAACAACAGUUAUUCGGUAGUAGCUCCAAUACCAAUAUCAGUGGUGGAGGUGGUGGUGGAUCUCAAUAUCAGCCUAUUUUAGAUAGAUCAUUGAAUAAAUCGAAAGGUUCUGAAAUAGCACUUUCAGCUUGGGCAUUCAUGUUCGCUGAAAUCAUUUCUUAUUCACAAAGUAGAGUUGAUAGUGUUACUGAUUUGGAGAAGAGAUUGUCAUCUUUAGGAUACGAAGCUGGACAAAGAAUUUUAUCAUUGUUGUUACUACGUAAUACCCAAACAUCAAAUCUAAAGGAUCCAAAAAGAGAACAUCGUUUAAUACCAAUAUUACAAUUCGUUCAUACACAAAUAUACAAAUACGUAUUCGGUAAACCUGCUGAUGGUUUAGAAAGAGGUUCAGAUGCUUUAGAUGAAUAUAUGAUCAUUUUAAAUGAAUCACCUUUGACUCAAUUCAUAUCGGUACCUAAAGAUAUGUCUGAUUUAUCUUGUGAAGCUUUUACAGCUGGUAUGGUAGAAGCUGUCUUAGAUGGAUUAGAUGUGCCGGCAAGAGUUACAGCUCAUUGGGUAGGUGAUAGAUAUCCCGAACAUCCUCAACGUACAGUCAUUUUAAUCAAAUUAGAUCAAAAAGUCAUGGACAGAGAAGAAGCUUUGGGAAAGUGA
Kwoniella shivajii is the source of this 870-nucleotide messenger RNA. RefSeq lists its product as uncharacterized. Lineage: Eukaryota; Fungi; Basidiomycota; Tremellomycetes; Tremellales; Cryptococcaceae. Gene Ontology annotation, biological process: endoplasmic reticulum to Golgi vesicle-mediated transport. The coding region runs from base 1 to 870 and encodes 289 amino acids. The transcript has 5 exons. Gene Ontology annotation, cellular component: TRAPPI protein complex; TRAPPII protein complex; TRAPPIII protein complex. The record is from RefSeq and is a predicted model, not a curated record.